Messenger RNA from Symbiodinium necroappetens, 395 nucleotides. The record is from the annotation of a GenBank genome assembly. Lineage: Eukaryota; Dinophyceae; Suessiales; Symbiodiniaceae.
GCACUGGGCAUCCCCUUCAUCGCGAAAGGCGUUUCCGAGACCCAAGCUGCAAGUCGAUCCCUCUUGUUGGCUAAUCAUGAACCGGAGCAUGUUCACUGCUGCAUGAGGGACCAGAUCGAGGGGCGUGGUUGCCUCAUCCACCCCGAUGCCAAGUGUGCUUUGGAAUCUUGUGAUGUCUGUGUCUUCGGGACCCCUUGCCCUCCGUUUUCACAGUUCCGUGGGAAGCGAUAUCAUGAAAAUUCGGUUGCUUCGCACGACCUCGUCAGUGUAACCAUGGAGGAUGCCCGAGACAUGUUGGUGUUGGGCCAGCACAAAGCUGUCAUCAUGGAGCAGGUUCCGGGUUUUGACAUGCCUGAACACUCUGGUGCUUCGGAAGAUGCCACGUUCAUGCGAAG